Messenger RNA from Aspergillus nidulans FGSC A4, 1482 nucleotides. RefSeq lists its product as uncharacterized. Bases 1 to 1482 code for a protein of 493 amino acids. The record is from RefSeq and is a predicted model, not a curated record. Gene Ontology annotation, biological process: lipid metabolic process. NCBI's taxonomy places the organism in Eukaryota, Fungi, Ascomycota, Eurotiomycetes, Eurotiales, Aspergillaceae. The transcript is spliced from 2 exons. Gene Ontology annotation, molecular function: phosphoric diester hydrolase activity.
AUGUCGUCCUCUUCAUCCCCUGCGUCCCCUGCUCGUUAUUCUCAGCCAUGCUUUGCCCCUCUACUUCCAGCCCCGCCGAGCAGCACUCACCAGGAUAUCAAAGAAAGUAUCAGCAAUAAAAUAGCAGACAAUAAGACUGCCACUGUUGGCUGCCGUGAGGUGCCGGAAUCUGCGUACGGCUCAAACUCGGAAGAAGCGCGGGAGAAACACCAGCAAAGAGGGAGACCAGGCUCGCUAUGGGCCCACGGGAUCGCUGCGGUCUCACCCAGGUUUGCUGCUUCUGGUAAAGACAAGCCAUUGGAAUCUUCUCUUCCUUUACUUCCUCUCCACACCAAGCACUCUGAGCAUCGCCCUCGAUGGCUCCGAACGCCUACCCGAUCCUGCUGUCUUUUAUAUAGCGUGGUGGCUUUCCUCACCAUGUUGGGUAUUUUCCAGUUUCUUUCGCUGGCUUGCGGUAUCGUGAUCUCGUUCUUCCCUGACGAGAUCGAUCGAGUAGCGGAUCACUGGCGACAGCCUCAAAGCGCUGACCCAUCGGACAUCACUCGCUGGCCUACGGACAUUUCACGGGAUGUUUUCCCGGUUUCCUGCCAUUCACAUAAUGAUUAUUGGCGCCGUGUGCCUCUUUAUUCUGCUCUUGAGGCCGGGUGUACAGGUGUGGAGGCAGAUGUCUGGCUUUUCGACGACGAUCUCUUUGUCGGCCAUACUCGCUCAGCUCUUACGCCAAGCCGUACAUUGCGAAACAUGUACAUUGAUCCAUUACUGAGCAUACUGCGCAGACAGAAUCCCAUUACCCACUUCCAUCCGGAUAUCGAUCAACCUCGGAAUGGGGUUUUCGACACCGAUCCUUCACAGACAUUAAUCCUCCUCAUUGACUUCAAAACAGAAGGUGAGGAGACUUGGGACUAUGUUUACGCACAGUUGACGCCGCUCCGCGAAAGUGGCUACUUGACCUACUACAACGGUAGCGACGUUAUCAACGGCCCCAUUACCGUUGUUGGCACGGGAAAUGCCCCUUUCAAUAAAAUCGCGGCAAGUACCACUUAUCGUGACAUUUUCUUUGAUGCGCCGCUCGACCAAGUAGUGGAGAAUGUCGACCGGAUCGAGACCCAAGAGCGUCUGGAAGAACGGGCUGAUAAUGCGGGUGUGGGCUUGUUGGGAGACUCUAAUGGGGACAUUGAACCCGAUAUCUUCAACACAACUAACAGCUAUUAUGCUUCGGUCUCCUUUAAGAAAGCCGUUGGUAUCCCAUGGAUGCUGCGCCUUACAGACCGCCAAGUGCAAACAAUCAGAUCCCAAAUCAGGGCUGCUCACCGUCAAGGCCUCAAGGUCCGAUACUGGGGAACACCAUCCUGGCCACGGAGUCUGCGAAACCAUGUAUGGCGCGUUUUAGCCCGCGAAGGCGUCGAUUUGCUCAACGUGGACGAUCUCGUGAGCGCAACAAAGAAAGAAUGGACGCCCAGCAUUUUUGACUGGUGGCAAUAA